Molecule: messenger RNA, 459 nt
Organism: Ailuropoda melanoleuca (giant panda)
Lineage: Eukaryota; Metazoa; Chordata; Mammalia; Carnivora; Ursidae
Product: 40S ribosomal protein S18
Exons: 1
Coding region: 1-459 (152 amino acids)
Biological process (GO): translation
Cellular component (GO): ribosome; small ribosomal subunit; cytosol
Molecular function (GO): structural constituent of ribosome; RNA binding
Source: RefSeq, a predicted model, not a curated record
AUGUCUCUAGUAAUUCCCGAGAAGUUCCAGCACAUUCUGCGUGUCCUCAACACCAACAUUGAUGGGCGCAGGAAGAUUGCGUUUGCUAUCACAGCCAUCAAGGGUGUUGGUCGACGUUACGCACAUGUCGUGCUGAGGAAGGCUGACAUCGACUUGAGCAAGAGGGCUGGAGAGCUGACGGAGGAUGAGGUGGAGCGUGUAAUUACUAUCAUGCAGAAUCCUCGUCAGUACAAGAUCCCCGACUGGUUCCUCAACAGGCAGAAGGACAUCAAGGAUGGCAAAUACAGCCAGGUCCUGGCUAACGGGCUUGAUAACAAGCUCCGUGAGGAUUUGGAGCGCCUGAAGAAGAUUCGUGCUCACCGGGGGCUUCGCCACUUCUGGGGCCUGCGUGUGCGAGGCCAGCAUACAAAGACCACCGGAAGAAGGGGUCGCACUGUUGGUGUGUCGAAGAAGAAAUAA